Molecule: messenger RNA, 2700 nt
Organism: Vigna angularis (adzuki bean)
Lineage: Eukaryota; Viridiplantae; Streptophyta; Magnoliopsida; Fabales; Fabaceae
Product: calreticulin-3
Exons: 13
Coding region: 100-1383 (427 amino acids)
Biological process (GO): protein folding
Cellular component (GO): endoplasmic reticulum; endoplasmic reticulum membrane
Molecular function (GO): calcium ion binding
Source: RefSeq, a predicted model, not a curated record
GUAGUAAUUUUAAAUUCGUUUGUGGCAACUCUUUCAACUCAACAACACUCUGAGCUGAAAUCUGAAGCAACUUUUGUUGCCAUUGCAGUGAGGAAUGAGAUGGCCAAUGGCAGCACUACCCAGUUGUUCAAGCUUCUGCUUUUCCUUCUGAUUCUUCACUCUGCACUCGCUGAGAUCUUCUUCGAAGAGAGAUUCGAAGAUGGAUGGAAGAGCCGUUGGGUUUUGUCGGACUGGAAAAGGAGCGAGGGAAAAGCAGGUACCUUCAAGCACACAGCAGGGAAAUGGUCUGGAGAUCCUGAUGACAAAGGUCUUCAAACACAUAACGAUGCGAAACAUUUUGCCAUAUCUGCAAAGAUACCCGAGUUUAGCAACAAGGACAGAACGCUUGUGGUGCAGUAUUCCAUUAGGUUGGAGCAGGACAUUGAAUGCGGUGGCGGUUACAUCAAACUUCUCUCUGGUUAUGUCAAUCAGAAGAAGUUUGGUGGUGAUACCCCUUAUAGUUUGAUGUUUGGACCAGAUAUAUGUGGCACACAGACUAAGAAGCUCCAUCUUAUACUAUCAUACCAAGGGCAGAAUUACCCUAUUAGGAAGGAACUGCAAUGUGAAACGGAUAAAUUGACUCAUUUCUAUACAUUUAUUCUAAGGCCUGAUGCCUCUUAUAGUAUCCUUGUUGAUAACCGGGAAAGAGAUUCGGGAAGCAUGUAUGCAGAUUGGGACAUCCUUCCUCCGAGGAAAAUCAAGGAUGUCAAAGCAAAAAAGCCAGCAGACUGGGAUGAUAGAGAGUACAUUGAAGAUCCUAAUGAUGUCAAACCAGAGGGAUAUGAUUCAAUUCCAGCUGAAAUUCCUGAUCCAAAAGCCAAGAAGCCUGCUGACUGGGAUGAUGAUGAUGAUGGACUAUGGAAGCCCUCAAAAGUUCCUAAUCCAGCAUACAAAGGACCAUGGAAACGCAAGAAAAUCAAGAAUCCCAACUACAAAGGAAAGUGGAAGAUUCCAUGGAUUGAUAACCCAGAAUUUGAGGAUGAUCCCGAUCUUUAUGUUCUCAGGCCAAUUAAGUAUGUGGGCAUUGAAGUGUGGCAGGUGAAGGCAGGUUCAGUUUACGACAACAUCUUAAUUUGUGAUGAUCCGCAGUAUGCAAAGCAGGUUGUGGAUGAAUUUAUGGCUAACAAUAGAGAGUCCGAAAAAGAAGCUUUUGAAGAAGCAGAAAAAGAAAGAAGGGCUAGGGAAGAAGAGGAGGCACAGAGAGCACGAGAAGAGGGUGAAAAAAGGAGAAAGGAGAGGGAUCAUAAAUAUGGAAACAGGAGGCGGCGUCGAAGGCCGGAUCCCCACGAUACGUAUGAUUACCAUGUAAGCCUAACAUUCUCUUGUUAUUUUAUCCUUAUGUGAAUAUGCCUCGUAAUACUUUAUUGCUUCCAUUGUUCGUGCAAUGAAGUGUUGUGUGAACUUUGGCUGCUGAUAUUGUGAUUCUUGGUUUACUCGAGUUGGGUAUGAUAUGACCACUGCCCAUAACACGUUACCAUUGAGAUAGAUAUCAGCCCUUUUGCAUAUCCAAAUCAAAUACAAUAAAGAUAUUUUUCAAUUACCUGACACACACACGCAAAAACAAAGACAAAAAUUAUUCGAACUUGAAAUGUAUACCUUCUGACUGUGAUCACUAGGUGUGAUUUGGUGAAGUCUGUAUCUGAUCAGCACCUCAAAAAGUGGCAAAGUGUGCAUUGAUUCUGGAAAGAGUUUCACAUUAAAUAGGACAAACUAUUUAUCGUCAUAAUAAGUCUUGAACUUUUCUCACCUAAUAAGUGGAUUAACAUAAUGAAUGGAUUGAAUUUUCCUUAUAUGUUUUCAGUCCUAAUUCAUUCAAAACAAAGAAGAUAUUCAAACAUCAAUUUAAGAAAACAUUGUUGUACUUAAAUAUGCAAAUUUAGAAAUAAAUUCCUGAAUUUUUCUGGAAGUAAGCAUAAAAGUGUCUCCAUUGGCAAUAUCACACUCACCGUCACUCUUUUUUCUAUCUUUCGUUCAUAUUGAUGUUCCACUUCAAUUAUUGCUUGUUAUUUAAAAAAAAAACAAAUUUUCUCAGGUAAUUUCCAAUAAAAAGCACACUGAGUCAUGAGUUGUCAUGAGUUGACAGGACUCUGUAAAUAAAUAUGAAUUCAAUGAUUCAUAAACAUCUGAUACUUUUUCUUACAUUGGUGUGGAAGUAGUGAGGAUAAAUAAUAUAUUAUGAAUUUGUAAUACAAAAUACAACUUCUGAAAUGCUUGAGCUGCUGUUGGGUUCGAUGCAUUGUAAGAUCUUUCCAUUGUGUGAAAUUUCGUUUUCUUUCAAUUAUUUUGGUAAGGGACAGUCUUCAUUUUCAGUACCCUUAGUAAAUAAGCAUUUCCUUGGACUUUGACUCUUUCAGGAUGAACUUUGAAAGGUGUAGUCUGGGUAGGUGGCAGUUGUGUGAUUGCAGCAAUAAAAUGCAUCUUUGAAGUUUUUAGAGAGUGCUGUGAAUUGUAGGACCAAAGCUGCAACUGCACCGACCAUACCGAGCUGUACUGAAUUGUAACAUCUGAAAAAAUGGGUGGCAGUCAUUAUGUUAACCUCAUUUCUUUUGGAUUAUUAUUAGGAAACAGCUGGUCAGCUGGUACUGUUCUGAACAUGGAAUUUGAACUUUUUCAACCUGUAACCCAGAAAGAAGAAAGAACUAAAAAAUUGUUUUUUGGUAA